Molecule: messenger RNA, 585 nt
Organism: Durio zibethinus
Lineage: Eukaryota; Viridiplantae; Streptophyta; Magnoliopsida; Malvales; Malvaceae
Source: RefSeq, a predicted model, not a curated record
AUGGGUGAUAUUCAUGGAACAAGAACAGCUGAAGAGUUCAUACCCCAUUCGAAUUGGUCAGAAGACUUGAUGGGCCAUUAUCUCUCUGUUCAUCUUCCUGGUUUCAAAAAUGAGGAGGUGAUGGUUGCACUAGCUUGCCCUGGCUACGUAACAAUCAGCGGAGAAAGGAAAGUGAAUGAUGACAGAUGCAUAUAUUUCGGGCAGGCCUUACAACUACCAGAGAAUUUAGAUAUGAACAAGAUAGGUCAAAAUUUUGAGGAUGAAAUUCUUUGUCUAACUUUCCCAAAGAGAGUAGAGGAAAAUAAUGAAAAUGAUAACCCUGCUACAGAAGAGAAUGCACAAGAAGAACUAAUCAAUGAUGAAAAUCAAAUAAAACAUGAUGGACAUGGCGAAGCAGAGAAUGAAGAACAGAGCAAGAAAACUGAUGGUGAUCAUGUUGUUAGUGUUCACAAAGAGAUUAGAACGAAGGGAAGUAAAUUGGAGAGAGGUAUCAAUUUGCUUAAGAACAAUAUGAUUCUUGCAGUUGUUUUAGCAUUUGCAUUGGGAGUGUUUGUGUCUCGAAGGUUUGAAUCAAAUGGACAAUAA